AUGGGGCCAGAGCCAUUUCCGGAGAAGGAUUUGUUGGUGCAGGAUCUGUUUCUGCAUGGCACGGUGGACUGGGAUCAUGAUAAAGUCUGGUCUCUGUUUCCCAACUAUGCUCUGGAAAUCUUAGCUAUAAAACCCAGUAGACUGGGAGCUUCAGAUAAGAGAGUUUGGUUAGCUUCGUCUGAUGGGCUAUACACAACAAAGUCCGGGUAUGCUAUUGCAAGAGAGGAAAUGUCCAGCUUGGAUCACCACAAAGAUUCUGGUGGAUGCGAUUGGAUUAAAGAGGUUUGGGGAAUUAAAUCCUCUCCAAAAGUAAAACACUUCUUGUGGAAAGCGUUGGCAGGAGCUAUUCCUACUGGUUUACAAUUAGUAUCAAGAGGAAUGCAAGUGGAUUCGAGGUGUAUCCGCUGUAAUGAACCAGAAUCUGUUUGUCACUUACUAUUCAACUGUCCUUUUGCAAAACAGGUUUGGAAGUUGACCCCUCUGGUGAGUUUGGAGGAGAUUCUUGCGGUCAAUGAAGUGCAUAAGGGACUGAGCUGGCUCAGGGAGAAGAAGUGCUUACCACCCACAGGGCUUAGUAAAGGUUCCCUCUAUACUUGGAUAUGUUGGAAUCUAUGGCUGGCUAGGAAUCAGAAGGUGUUUAGCAAUAGAGUUUUCUCUGAAGCAAAGACUCUGCUAAAGGCAGUUCUAGACGCUAAAGAAAGGCAAGAAGCCCAAGGAGAAGCUACCACCUCUGGAGGAAUCAGAGGUUUUCCACCUCAAGGGAUCAGUUCUGUUGUGCCAUUUAGCUCAUCCGUGAAGUCUGAUGCAACUUGA
Molecule: messenger RNA, 813 nt
Organism: Arabidopsis lyrata subsp. lyrata
Lineage: Eukaryota; Viridiplantae; Streptophyta; Magnoliopsida; Brassicales; Brassicaceae
Exons: 1
Coding region: 1-813 (270 amino acids)
Source: RefSeq, a predicted model, not a curated record